Molecule: messenger RNA, 1233 nt
Organism: Diversispora eburnea
Lineage: Eukaryota; Fungi; Glomeromycota; Glomeromycetes; Diversisporales; Diversisporaceae
Source: the annotation of a GenBank genome assembly
AUGCCUAAAGAAUAUUCUUCUAUUGUUGUAAUUAUUUGCCAUCAAACAUUAUUUUUACUCACAGGUUUUUAUCAAACUCUUGCUGCACAAUACUUAUAUUAUCAAGGAGCUGCGACUGGAACAAGCCUUUUAACAAAUACAGCACAAUAUGUUGGAAUGGCAUCAGUUGGAUUGUUACUUAUUCCUUCCUGGUGGGCAAAUAGAAAAGGACGUAAAAGUAUAGCUUAUGAACCAACUGGAACAACUGAAUUAGAUUUUGAUAUGGAAGAGAUUAAAUCUGGCAAGAAAGCACAAAAAGACUAUCAAUUAUUACCAAAUGCAGAUGAAGAGAUUUUAAUAGAAGAUUCUUCAAUGAUUUCAGACAAAUCAUCAAAACCUAAAGAAUCCAUCAGUUUUAGAUUUAUUGCUGCAACUUCAUGUUUGGAUGUGGUUGCUAAUUUUACAUUGACAAUAGGAUUUUUCUAUGUUGGAAGUGGGAUGUUUCAAGUAAUUUAUAGUUCAGUAGUAAUAUGGUGUGCAGUACUUUCAUUUAUUUUUCUUGGAAGAAAACUCUCAUUAUUACAAUCCAUAAGUAUUAUUGGAGUAUGUUUUGGACUUGCUCUUAGUGCUUUAGGAAUAUCUAAGGGAACGGAAUCAUCAGAUCAAACAACACCACCUCCAGUUACUUCUACUGGACCAGCUAUACUUCAUUCUUUUAAUAUGACAACCACGAUGUAUGGAAUGAUUUUAACAUCACUCGCAACCUUUGGAUAUGCAUGUGUUUACGUUGUUAAUGAUCUAUUAGUAUCAAAUCAUAAGGCGAAUACAAUUCCUCCUACACCAGAAAAAGCAUGUUUCCUAGUUGGAAGUGGUUGUACAUUUUUAUCUUUAAUGUAUAUCAUAAUUUAUACUAUACCUCAUUGGAAUAAAUUGGUCAUACAAGAAAUGGAAAAGGAAAAGAAAGUUUCAGAUGUUAGCACAUUCGUAAUUAUUAUUAUAUAUAUGGUACUUACGAUGGCAUCAUUUAUUCAUAAUCUUUCAUAUUAUUCAUUAAUGAAACGAAUUGGUAAUGUUUCUACGGGAUUAUUAAAUUCUAUAAGAGCAAUUGUGGUAUUUGGAUUAAGUCACAUAUUAUUUUGUGAUAUUGAUAAUGGUCAAUGUUUUAAUCCUUGGAAAGGAUUUAGUGCAAUUACUGUAAUUGGAUUUGUCACAAUAUUUUCAAUUAGUAAAAUGCGGGACGAUAGACUUUUUUAA